Oncorhynchus kisutch (coho salmon) is the source of this 1840-nucleotide messenger RNA. RefSeq names its product mucin-5AC-like. Bases 89 to 1645 code for a protein of 518 amino acids. NCBI's taxonomy places the organism in Eukaryota, Metazoa, Chordata, Actinopteri, Salmoniformes, Salmonidae. The record is from RefSeq and is a predicted model, not a curated record. The transcript has a single exon.
AAACACAUCUGCUGAAGUAUCGACAGCGACCUCAGCUGGUUUAACAAGUGCAACUGUGGAAGCUACGUUUUCAACAUCGGGAGUGACCAUGACACCCGAAUCAACCAAAGACACAAUGGAAACAACUACAGCUAUGUCCUCAAGUGUAACAGAAUCUUCAACCAGUACCUUGCCGGAAACAAGUCCCUCACAACCUUCUACGAUUACCAGUGAGCCUGCCACUACAAAUGACCUAACUUCAGCAGUGACGGACGGGCAAAUAUCUUCCACUACCGUUGGACUCUCAUCUACCCAGGGAUCUGAAAGUACAACUGCAGAGCCAACUGACUCCACAACUGCAGCGGGAACGACCCUUGAAGAUCACACAACAACGUUAGAAAUGUCAACAAUUCCAGCUGAAACAACGACCAUUGUUACACAAGAACCAUCAGCUAGCUCAGAGACUGUGACAAGCCCAUCUCCCACAAUCACCUCUGGUCACACAACAGUGCCCUCUGAAGUUACAAGUGAGUCUGUAACUAGCACUGCUGGUACCUCAACAUCAAGUGAGGCAUCAACAACAACUUCUGAAGCAAGCACAUCUGCUGAAGAAUCGACAGCGACCUCAGCUGGUUUAACAAGUGCAACUGUGGAAGCUACGUUUUCAACAUCGGUAAUGACCAUGACACCCGAAUCAACCAAAGACACAAUGGAAACAACUACAGCUAUGUCCUCAAGUGUAACAGAAACUUCAACCAGUACCUCGCCGGAAUCAAGUCCCUCACAACCUUCUACGAUUACCAGUGAGCCUGCCACUACAAAUGAACUAACUUCAGCAGUCACAGACGGGCAAAUAUCUUCCACUACCGUUGGACUCUCAUCUACCCAGGGAUCUGAAAGUACAACUGCAGAGCCAACUGACUCCACUUCUGCAGCGGGAACGACCCUUGAAGAUCACACAACAACGUUAGAAAUAACAACAAUUCCAGCUGAAACAACGACCAUUGUUACACAAGAACCAUCAGCUAGCUCAGAGACUGUGACAAGCCCAUCUCCAACAAUCACUUCUGGUCACACAACAGUGCCCUCUGACAUUACAAGUGAGUCUCUAUCUAGCACUGCUGGUACCUCAACAUCAAGUGAGUUAUCAACAACAACUUCUGAAGCAAACACAUCUGCUGAAGAAUCGACAGCGACCUCAGCUGGUUUAACAAGUGCAACUGUGGAAGCUACGUUUUCAACAUCGGGAGUGACCAUGACACCCGAAUCAACCAAAGACACAAUGGAAACAACUACAGCUAUGUCCUCAAGUGUAACAGAAUCUUCAACCAGUACCUUGCCGGAAACAAGUCCCUCACAACCUUCUACGAUUACCAGUGAGCCUGCCACUACAAAUGACCUAACUUCAGCAGUGACGGACGGGCAAAUAUCUUCCACUACCGUUGGACUCUCAUCUACCCAGGGAUCUGAAAGUACAACUGCAGAGCCAACUGACUCCACAACUGCAGCGGGAACGACCCUUGAAGAUCACACAACAACGUUAGAAAUGUCAACCAUUCCAGCUGAAACAACGACCAUUGUUACACAAGAACCAUCAGCUAGCUCAGAGACUGUGACAAGCCCAUCUUCCACAAUCACCUCUGGUCACACACCAGUGUCCCUCUGAAGUUACAAGUGAGUCUGUAACUAGCACUGCUGGUACCUCAACAUCAAGUGAGGCAUCAACAACAACUUCUGAAGCAAGCACAUCUGCUGAAGCGUCAACAUGGACGACAGCUGGUUUAACAAGUGCAACUGUGGAAGCUACGUUUUCAACAUCAGGAGUGACCAUGACACCCGAAUCAACCAAAGACACAAUGGA